GCUGUCGAGCACGAUCGACGACUCCCAGCGGCCUUCCUUGCCAAGAGUCGCGGACAGGCUGCGCGGCCAUCGAGCUUCUAUUUCAGCAUCGGCGACCAGGGUCUUCUACUGGCGCGGCCUGAAGAAGGCCGAGAAGAUGUGGAACUUCAAGUGGCAUGGCCCUCGAUUAGCCAUCGGCUACGAGGGGAACAACGCGCGGGUUUCGCAUCGGAGCGCUACCCCCCAAGUGCUCCCCGAAGCAUCUGCGCCUUGGAAUGGGAUCUUCGACGCUCUGGCCCACUGCGACGAGCCCGAGUUCGAGGCGGGCGCGCCCUGCAUUGAGGACCCCCCGGGGACCGACGUCGAUUGCUACGACAUGACGGGCGACGACGAGCAGAUCCAUGAUUCGGCGGAGCCCGAGACGCUUUUCGACCAGCCGAUGUUCGACCGGGAGCGGCUCCAGCAGGCGCAUUCCAGUCGGGUCCCGGACGCCUUCAACCCGGAUCUGCACGAGCAGGGGCCCGAGACCCCGUGGGUUCACCAGGGCGUUUUCGAUCUCGACGAAGACCUCGACGCUGACGAGGAGCAGGAGACGAGCGUCGUCAGUUGCGGAGACUUCGCUACGACCCACUCGAAGAUGUACCUACCAGAAUUUGGCAGAAACUCGAGGCAAGGAUGGGGCGCCACGACCUACGACCCACUCGACGACGUGCCGCGCAGCAUCCGACGAUCGCUGCAAGACCGACAGAUCACCAAGAAGCCCAGGGUUGACGAGCACCUGAUCAUGGGGCUUUCCCUCAAGGAGCCGGUCGACCUUGAUUACUCGACUUUGUACCCGACCAGGUUCAGGCGCUUGGACCUCGCGGGCAUGUCGAGGUGCAAGGAGCUGACCUUCAAGUACCUGACGGGCGGCAACCAAGUCACAAUUUGGAGGGCUAUGAGUUCAGAGUGGGACAAGUGGCUGGCGUUCCACGCAGCACUCUACUGUUCCAAGGAGGAACUCGCCCAGCUCGAGCGCAAGCGGCCACAGCUCGCGAUUGCUGGCAGCAGGUGGGUUUCGACUCAGAAGGACGCGAAUACCUUCAAGCCGAGGCUGGUGGUGCAAGGGUGUCAGGAGAACGAUCUGGGCAUUCGUGCCGACGCUCCGACCCGGGGCCGAAACGCAUUUCGCUUUACGACUGGGUUUGCAGCUCAGCAUGGUUGGGUUGGCGGUUUCUUCGAUGCCAAGAGCGCCUACUUGAAGGCAGAGAGCAUCGACCGUGUUCUUAUGAUCAAGAUGCCGCUGGAUUCCAGGUCGGCGACGCCGACCACCUGCGCACGGGUUCAGAUGACGCCGGGGUUCGUCAAUGCGACCCACGAAAAAACGAUCAAGGUGAUCGAGCAUACCCCCAUCGACGCGAACCGCAAGAAGAUUCCCGAGUCAUUGGUCACCGAGCUCAAGCAUAGUCCGACGCUGGGAGUUCGGCUUGUCCGUGGUCGAGUUCGUGUUCUAUUGGCGCAGCUGGUGUUCUACGGGGACUCCGCCUUCGCCUAUGCCGAGGGCGAGCGCGCAGAGGCCCAUGCCAUCAGCGAGGCCUCCGAGCACGCAGAGCGGUAUCGCCAGGCGCUGACGGAGCUGAAGAUGACGGCACAGUUCGGAGAUCCACCAAAGCUGAAGGACGCGGAGCGGCAGGCGGACAACAUCAAGAUGACGAUUUUCACAGACAGUAAGAAUCUAGAAGAGACGGCGGAGCAGGAGUUAGCUUCGAACUCUGGGCCGAUCGUGAAGACGAGCAGCAGUCGGUCCAGCCAGGACCUGGCCAUCAUGCAGUCAUACAGUCGUGAAGGCUACACAGUGGGCUGGUUCUAUUACUUGCAGAGCGUGGCUUUCGGAGUCAUGUUGACUCUCUCUUGUCUGCUGGUGCAUGUUGCGAUCCAGAAGUUAACGCCCGCGCAGUCCAGGGCGCAGCACGUUGACCAGCACAUGGAGAUCAGGAUCAAGCCGACCACGCAGCCAAGGACGCAGCAGGUGGACCAGCAUGUGGAGAUCAGGACCAAGCCCAAACACAAAAAGGAUAUGUGCGACGGCGAUGUCCAG
Prorocentrum cordatum is the source of this 2056-nucleotide messenger RNA. Lineage: Eukaryota; Dinophyceae; Prorocentrales; Prorocentraceae. The record is from the annotation of a GenBank genome assembly.